Dicentrarchus labrax (European seabass) is the source of this 2730-nucleotide messenger RNA. RefSeq names its product CD209 antigen-like protein E. Gene Ontology annotation, biological process: biological process involved in interspecies interaction between organisms. Bases 1469 to 2494 code for a protein of 341 amino acids. The transcript has 11 exons. Lineage: Eukaryota; Metazoa; Chordata; Actinopteri; Moronidae. Gene Ontology annotation, molecular function: D-mannose binding; fucose binding. The record is from RefSeq and is a predicted model, not a curated record. Gene Ontology annotation, cellular component: external side of plasma membrane.
UAUCACUGGUAAAAGCAAGAGACAAACAGAUCAAUAGGCACUACUUGCACCAGUAUAAUGGACAACUCACAGUCAGAACCUGAGAAGGAAAUGUCAUUUGAACAGAAGAUUUCUCAGACUUUCAACACAGAUGGAUUUUCAGGCUCUCGCCAUCAAACACGUGGACGAGGUCUGUUUAUGGAAAGAGGUGGGUCUGCGUUUCCACACCACCGACUGGUUAUACUGAGUCUGGGCCUGCUGAAUGCAGUUCUGCUGAUAGCUACUGUUGUCAUUGGGAUUUACUGUGCCAAAGCCCAAGACAUUUACCUUCAGGUUCCUGAUUCAGCUGCUACACCCCUCAUCAUUGAGAUGAACUAUCUCCGCAACCACAGCGGUAUCAUCAGAGCUAAGUUGGAGGCCCAGGCAGCAUUGGCGAAACAGCGUGCCAGCCAUGUGCAAGUAAAGAUGGAAGUGAAACAGCAGCAAACCCUCACUGACAGCCUUCAGAGACAGAUUGAGACACUGCAUACAGAGAAGACAAAUCUGCUGUCUGAGAAAACUUCCUUAGAGGAAAACUGUGGCAGAUGCCUUCCAGGAUGGAUUCUUCUUAAAUCUUCCUGCUAUUAUUUUUCUUCUCGCCAAGUGUCCAACUCCAAAAAGAACUGGUCAGAUAGCAGAGCACACUGUAAUAGUCAAGGGGGCGACUUGCUUGUGAUCAAUAACUUGGAAGAGCAGCUACGUAUAAGUGACAACUAUCCAAAGCAGAGCAGCGGCCAUGUGUGGUGGCAGAACGGAUUUUGGAUCGGCCUCACUGAUGUAGUGACGAAGGGAACGUGGGUCUGGGUUAACAAUGUGACUGAGGUGGAAACAAUGUACUGGAGAGAUGGACAGCCUGUCCUUUUAGGACCUCAGGGUGGGAACUGUGCUGCUUUGUAUCACUUUGGCGAUAGCAGGAAGACAUGGUAUAAUGGGAACUGCCACAGCCAUCAAUAUAACUGGAUAUGUGAGAUGGAGCCACAAAACACAUGAAACGUCUCAAGCAGAAAUCACAUUAACUGGACAAUGUAUGCAUGUGAGCAUUUUUAAGGUUUGCUUACUACAUGUAUGUGUGCAGUGCUAGUAUUUUUUCCCUGUCAUGUUUGAGCAGAAAAUAGGUGCAAAAAUGCCAAAACAUCUCUUCAAGAAGAAACACUGGUAACUUCACACAUCUGCUCAUGGUACAAUUUAAUAAGCUUGUUGAUCCUCUGAAAGUCUGAAAUAUAUAACUGAAUAACCUGAUGAAACACAAUACGUCCAGUUGUGUAUAUAUAAUAUUACAAAACCAUGUUCAAUUAAAUAAAAAAGGUGACACCUGAAGAAAUGUCUUAUAAAGCUUGACUGAAUAAAUCAGAAAUCAUUAUGUGAGGACACUGCUCUCCAAAUUACCAGCACAUCCCCCCUGUAAAUAUUUAACUAAUGAACCUGAUUUUUUGUUUGUAAUGUUCCACACAUGCACCCACACACAGGGCAACGUCCUAACAAAACCCCCCCUCCUCGACAAACACAUCAGUCUGCUCUCAUCUUAACAGUCAAAAUGGAGGACAGAGGGAAUUCAGGUGGCAGUUUUGAUGGUACAUAUAACAAACUGAUUAGUCAAGAGGACUUCAGCGGAGAUGAGCACUCGCUCUACACAAACCAAGAGAAGCAACAAGUGUCCAUGUCCAUGGUGAGACCUGACUUCAGUUUGAAUCAUUACAAACUGCUCACAGUGAGCCUGGCAGUGCUCGCUGCCAUUCUACUAGCAGCUGAUAUUGGCCUGGGAGUCUACUAUAGCAGACUCACUGAUGGGUACCGUACAGUAACGGACAUCAGCAGUGAGGUGGCCAAACUGCAGGCUACUUACAACGCUGUAAUCCAAAGCAGGGAUGAAGCCAAGAAACAGUUGGAAAAAGAGCUCGGUGAGCAGCAAAUUACCAAGUGGGAGCUUGAACACCAGAAAAGAAGAAACACUGACUAUGAAAGACUGUCUGACAAAAUUCGAAUGGAAAUUGCACCGUUGAAAUCCCACAUGCCAAUGAUUGAGGAAGGCUGCAGACACUGUUUACCAGGAUGGACUUUCAUGAACUCAGUGUGUUACUACUUCGCUCUCUCUGAUGCUAUGUCACGCAGAUCGUGGCAGGAAGCCAGACAGUUCUGCACAAGACAAGGAGGCGAUUUGGCAGUGAUAGACAGCAGAGAGAAACACAUGGCAGUAGCUGAGUUGAUAAAUAAUUAUCGAGACCCUUUGAGACCCAUAACCCAGAGUGGCUUCUGGAUUGGACUGAGAGAUGUGGACGAGGAAGGGACUUGGAAAUGGCUGGAUGGAACAAGACUGACUGAUGGGUACUGGAAUGAUGGCGAGCCCAACAACCAUCAUGGUAAUGAGGACUGUGCAGCUGCCUACCCCAGAAGCAACCCCUUUAAGUCCUGGAACGAUGCUCCAUGUACUUAUGAGCUGAAAUGGAUUUGCGAAAUGGCACCAAAGUCUGCAAGUUAAUGUUUUUUUUUUAAUCACAUUUGGUUUUUGUUUAAUUAUUUGAAUGAUGCAUUAACUCCAUCUCAGAGACCUUUACACAUCUUGUGAAUUGUUAUUUUUUUUUAUUGUCACAUCGAUAUUUGUUGGGACUACAAAACGUCAAAAAAGAUUACAAUAUGAAAAAUACAUCUGAUUUGAACUGUAAAAUGUAACAUAAUUAUUUGACUGUAAUAAAUAAAAUAUUUACCUUUACUAUA